GGCCCCGGGGCCGGGCCCGGCCCGUUGUUAUGGAGCCGGGGGAAACAGGAGUAAACACGGCCGGGCCGUCCCGGGCCGCCCGCCCGCCUUGGCCGGGGCUCAGCGGGGAGCGGCUCGGCCGGCCCCGAGCAUCCCGGGCGGCGGGGGGAGGCUGCGGUACGGGCAGCGCCCGCGGGGCACCGCGCUGCCGGCCCGGGGCAUCCCCAGCCCCCCCCCCCCCGAACCCCCGCUCCCCCUCCCCGCGGCCCGGGGCGGGGGGAAGGAGCUCCCGGGAUGAGCUCACUCCUGCUGCGGGGCUUGGGCCGCGUCCCGGCGCUGAUUUACGCCGCUGAGCGCCCUCCAGGCGGGCUGGCUGCGCUCGCCCCUCUCCCGCCCCGGGAGCACCGCCCGGCCCCGGGGCUCCGCCUGCCCGGGCAGCGCCGCCCGGCCCGGCGGCUGGCACUUCGCCGGGGGCACCCCCGGCAGCGCAUCCCCGGAUCCCCCGGGCUGGGAUGCUCCGGCGCUGCUGGGGCGGCUCUGGCUCGCAGGGAGGCGGCCCCAGACUGCCUGACCUCCCGGUGAACCGGCGCCUGCCACACUCCAUUUCUCUGACCGGGAGCCGCGGCAGCGGCGGGGCGGCCGGCGGGUCACCCGCAGCCCCGGGCCCGGGACGCCGCGUCCCGCUCCGCUCCGCUCCGGCCGGCGGGGCUGCAGCCGGGGCACCGCGGCCGAGCGCCCGCCGGGGUCCCCGGGAUGCGCGGCCGUGAUUGACGGCUCUUUGUUUCCUCCUCGCCGGCAGCGCCGGCCCCUCCCCGCUCGCACCACCCCGCCCCGCCGCGCUCCGCUCCGCACCGGCGGCACCGGCGGCAUGGGGGCACCGGCGGGCGCGGGGGGCCCGGCGCUGGGCGCGCUGCUGGCGCUGCUCCUGCUGGCCGCCGCCGGCGCGGCUCGCCCGGGGCUGCACGUCAUCGACCUGCUGAUGGUGAGUGAGGCCCGGCAGAUGGCCAGCAUAACGCACAAGAUCCGGAUGGAGCUCCUGACGGUUAACGACAUUUACCUGCUCUCCACCUUCCGCCUGCCCCCCAAGCAAGGGGGGACCCUCUUCGGGCUCUACUCCAAGAAGGACAACACGAGGUGGCUGGAGGUCUCCAUAGUGGGGAAAAUCAACAAAGUCCUGGUGCGCUACCUGCGGGAAGACAACAAGCUGCACUCGGUCAACCUGCAGCACGCGCACGUGGCGGAUGGGCAGAGCCACACCAUCAUCGUGCGCCUGAGUGGGCUGCGCGGGGACAUGCUGAGCGUGGAGCUCUACAUCGACUGCAAGCAGACAGACUCCAGCGUGGGGCUGCCCGAGCUGUCGGAGAUCCCCCUGGCAGAGGUGGAGUCCAUUGAGGUGCGCACGGGGCAGAAGGCCUACCAGAGGAUGCAGGGGUACGUAGAGUCGAUGAAGCUGAUCCUGGGAGGCUCCAUGAGCCGCGUCGGGGCCCUGAGCGAGUGUCCCUUCCAAGGAGACGAGUCCAUUCACAGUGCAGUGACAAGCGUGCUGGCCUCCAUCCUGGGCGAGCAAACCAAGGCACUGGUCACACAGCUGACCCUCUUCAACCGGGUCCUGACCGAGCUGCGGGAGGACAUCAGGGACCAGGUGAAGGAGAUGUCUCUGAUCCGCAACACCAUCAUGGAGUGCCAGGUCUGCGGCUUCCACGAGCACCGGUCCCGCUGCAACCCCAACCCCUGCUUCAGCGGCGUGGACUGCAUGGAGACGUACGAGUACCCCGGGUACCGCUGUGGGCCCUGCCCGCCGGGGCUGGAGGGCAACGGCACACACUGCGCCGACAUCGACGAGUGUGCUCAUGCCAACCCCUGCUUCCCUGGCUCCAAGUGCAUCAACACAGCCCCCGGCUUCCGCUGCGAGCCCUGUCCCCGCGGCUAUCGGGGCAACACCGUCUCUGGUGUGGGUGCGGACUAUGCGAGGGCCAGCAAGCAGGUUUGCACAGAUAUCGAUGAAUGCAACGAUGGGAACAACGGGGGCUGUGACCCCAACUCCAUCUGCACCAACACACUGGGCUCCUACAAGUGUGGUCCCUGCAAGUCAGGGUUUGUGGGGAACCAAACGUCCGGCUGCAUCCCGCAGAGGUCCUGCAGCACUCCCACCUCCAACCCCUGCGACAUCAAUGGCUUCUGCAUGUUCGAGAGGAACGGUGAAAUCUCCUGCGCGUGCAAUGUGGGCUGGGCUGGCAAUGGCAAUGUGUGCGGGCAAGACACAGACCUCGAUGGCUACCCAGAUGAGCCCCUGCCCUGCAUCGACAAUAACAAGCACUGCAAGCAGGACAACUGCCGCCUGACACCGAAUUCAGGGCAAGAGGACGCCGACAAUGAUGGCAUUGGGGACCAGUGUGAUGACGAUGCUGAUGGUGAUGGCAUCAAGAAUGUGGAGGACAACUGCCGGCUCUUCCCCAACAAGGACCAGCAGAACUCAGACACUGACUCCUUUGGGGAUGCCUGUGACAACUGCCCCAACGUGCCCAACAACGACCAGCGGGACACAGACAGCAACGGCGAGGGGGACGCUUGCGAUAACGACAUCGAUGGGGACGGGAUUCCCAACAUGCUGGAUAACUGCCCCAAGGUGCCCAACCCUCUGCAGACAGACCGGGAUGAGGACGGUGUUGGGGACGCCUGUGACAGUUGCCCUGAAAUGAGCAACCCCACUCAGACAGAUAUGGACAGCGAUCUGGUAGGAGAUAUCUGUGACACCAACGAGGACAGCGAUGGGGAUGGGCAUCAGGACACCAAGGACAACUGCGCUGAGAUCCCCAACAGCUCCCAGCUGGACUCAGACAACGAUGGGCUGGGGGAUGACUGUGACAAUGACGAUGACAACGAUGGCAUCCCUGACUACACAGCGCCUGGCCCAGACAACUGCCGCCUCAUCCCCAACCCCAACCAGAAGGACUCGGACGGGAACGGCGUGGGUGACGUGUGCGAGGAGGACUUCGACAACGACACGGUGGUGGACCAGCUGGACGUGUGCCCCGAGAGCGCCGAGGUGACACUGACUGACUUCCGCGCCUACCAGACCGUCAUCCUGGACCCCGAGGGAGAUGCCCAGAUUGAUCCCAACUGGGUUGUCCUCAACCAGGGCAUGGAGAUCGUGCAGACCAUGAACAGUGACCCAGGCUUGGCUGUUGGCUACACAGCCUUCAACGGAGUGGACUUCGAGGGCACCUUCCACGUCAACACUGUCACCGAUGAUGACUACGCCGGCUUCAUCUUCAGCUACCAGGACAGCGCCAGCUUCUACGUGGUGAUGUGGAAGCAAACGGAGCAGACAUACUGGCAGGCCACCCCCUUCCGUGCCGUGGCCGAGCCGGGGCUGCAGCUCAAGGCAGUGAAGUCCUCGACGGGCCCUGGGGAGCACCUGCGCAACGCGUUGUGGCACACGGGCCACACACCCGACCAUGUCCGCCUGCUCUGGAAGGACCCACGUAACGUGGGCUGGCGGGACAAGACGUCGUACCGCUGGCAGCUGGCGCACAGGCCCCAGGUGGGCUAUAUCAGGGUGCGGCUGUACGAGGGCCCGCGGCUGGUGGCCGACUCCGGGGUGAUCAUCGACACCACCAUGCGCGGGGGGCGGCUGGGGGUCUUUUGCUUCUCCCAGGAGAACAUCAUCUGGUCCAACCUGCAGUACCGCUGCAACGACACGAUCCCCGCCGACUUCGAGCCGUUCCGCCGGUUCCUGCUGGAGGGACGCGAGUGAGCGGCCGCGCCCGGGCCGGGCCCCCCCAGCCAGUGGCACCCCGGGGUGCCCCGGGCCCCGCAGCCGCUCCCGGCCGGGCCCCUCUCCCGGCCCCCCGCGGACUUUGCACUGCCGGUACCGGGGCGAGCGGGGCCCCGCGGGUGGGGGGCUGCUCCCCCGCCCCGCCCGGGCGCUGCGGCCCCUGCCCCAUGUCUGGCCAUAAA
This is a messenger RNA of Falco peregrinus (peregrine falcon), 3939 nucleotides long. It is a transcript of the gene THBS3, whose product is annotated as thrombospondin 3. The transcript has 23 exons. Gene Ontology annotation, biological process: cell adhesion. Gene Ontology annotation, cellular component: extracellular region. Gene Ontology annotation, molecular function: calcium ion binding; heparin binding. Lineage: Eukaryota; Metazoa; Chordata; Aves; Falconiformes; Falconidae. The record is from RefSeq and is a predicted model, not a curated record. The coding region runs from base 848 to 3736 and encodes 962 amino acids.